AUGGGUCCAAGAAAUAAGAAGUCUAAUAACAGACAUCCAAACCAAAAUAACCAAAGUUGUAAGAACAAAACUAGAGGUGUUAAAAAACCAUCACAAUUAGAAAAUGCAGAUAAUAAUUCAUAUGAAAUUGAAUCAUCUAGAAAGCCAAAUGGACUGGAAAAAUCAAAUAUUUCUAAUCAACAAAAACAACUAAAAUCUUCAAUAGAAAAUAGUAACCAAAAUCAAAUUAUAACUAAGAAUAAUUUUAAAUUCGGAUACAAACGACUCGAAGAGUUAUGUUGUAAAGAUGCUUCUGAAAUUGUAUUUGUUAUGUCUAAUAAAAUGAACGGAUUCAUGGAUCUUUUUAAACAAAAUAAAGAACCAGAUUGGAUUUAUUUACUUAUGAAAGUUUCAGCUARGAUUUGUUCUACUGAAUUAAUACAAAACAAAUAUUUUUUACUAACAGAACUUAUGUGCAAUCAAUUUUUUGGUCAUCUAAAAACAUAUAUAUUGAACACACCRACUGAAAAAAACAUUAAGCGAUGCAGCAACAUGAAUACAUUUUUUAAAGAUUGUUUGGUUGUAUUCAGAUCUAUAAUUUUUUUAUUUCCAAAAACAGCAGAAGAAAAAUUAAAGGAAAUAAUAGUAAGUACUAAUAUUGCUCUAAAUGGUAUAAAAAGUUAUUGUAAUCACAUUAAAAUUGAUGAAGCAACUAUGAUUGAAAUGAAUGAUCUCUUACAAAAACUCAACGAUACUAAGUUGACAAAGGAAUUACAAUUGAAAGAAAAAUUAGUAAUUGAUAAUAUUGCCCAACUCAUGACUCCACUAGAAAAUUUUAGAGAGUUAACGUCAUAUCCAACUUCAAUUGAUCUAGAAUAUGGAGAACAAUUUUUGCGACCUAAUAUCACCAAAGGAGCUUAUCAGAAUGUUGAACACUAUUUAGAUGUUCAAUUUCGACUUUUACGUGAAGAUUUUAUUGCUCCAUUACGAGAAGGAAUACAAUUUUAUAAAAAAACAAUAAAUGAUGAUUGCCAUCAUCAACGUCGAAAAAAAAUAAAUAAUAUCCGCAUUUACCGUGACAUUGWAUUUGAAAAAAAAGGUGAAUUUGUUCGUGAUAAAUAUGGUUACCUGGUAAACUUUGACAAAAAAAAUAGAUUAAGAAUCAACUGGGAAAUGGCAAAACGAUUUAUGUAUGGUUCUUUAUUACUAUUUUCUGGAAAUAAUUUUAGAAGUUUUUUUAUGGGUAUUGUGUUGGAAAGAAAGAUUGAACUUUUAACAAAAGGAAAAUUAAUUGUGGAAUUAAUAGACGAUGCAAAACCAAUAUUUAAUACACCUCUGACCAUGGUAGAAAGUGAAGUAUUUUUUGAACCAUAUAAAUGUUCAAUGGAAGUUCUCAAAAAUAUUAACUGUCAUAAUUUCCCUAUGGAAAAGUAUAUAAUAUCAGCUUGUUCUAAAGUAGACUAUCCAUAUUAUUAUAUUGAUAAGUUACCUGAAAACACCUACUAUGCAAUUGAUGAUUUGGUUGAAUUUCAAGUACUGAGUCAAAAUGAUUGGCCUACUAAAGAACAGCUAGGACUUGAUGAAAUGCAAUUUGGAGCAUUUAGAGCAGCAUUAACUCAAGAAUUUACAGUUAUCCAAGGGCCACCAGGUACUGGAAAAACAUUCAUUGGUUUGAAAAUUAUGAAAACAAUUAUAAGUAAUUUAUAUAAGAAGCCAUUUCUCACAAAACCUAUUUUAGUAAUAUGUUACACAAAUCAUGCACUUGACCAAUUUAUGGAAGGCAUAUUGCGUUUUACAGACAAAGUUGUCAGAAUUGGAGGUCAAUCCAAGUCAAAAAUAAUUGAGGAAUAUAGUUUAAGGAAUAUAACUCGUAAGUACAGAAGAUCCAUAACUACUAAUAUAGGUCUUAGAAAUGUUGAAGAUAAAGUAAAAACAACUAUGGUUAAUAUAAAAUAUUUUAAGAAAUGUAGUGAAGUUGUAUCAUACAAUGCUGGAAUAUUAGAGUUAUCAUUAUUGAAAAAUGGUAUGCCUAAACAAUAUCAUAAUUUUUUUAAAACUACUUUAGACCUUCUAUCUUGGUUAUUUCAAGAUUUUGAUUAUUUUAAUGUAGACCCAAUCGGGUUUAUAACUGGAAUCAGAAAGGAAUUGAUCAAUAGGGUUUAUCAUUCAGAAAAAUUGUUACAAAUUAAAAAAGACUUUGAUUAUGAUGAUGAUGAUGUCAAGCAGUAUGAAUUAGAUUACUUGGAUCUAGAACAUAAUCAUAAAGAUAUUGUUAUUUAUAGUAUAACUUUAGAUGACAUAAAACAUGCUUGCAAACAACUACUCGAAGAGAGUAUUCAAUUAGAAAAUCUGUCAAAUGUUGAUGUAAACUACUUUAAUCAAUCUGAAGAAGCCAAAUUCAACUUUGAUGUGAUGGAAAAAAUACAUGAUUAUUUUGUAAAUAUGUUGAGUUUGGCUGAUGACAAUAUUGCACUUCCGCAUUCAACAAUAGAUUUAUACACACUUAAUAUGAAACUAAGAUGGCAUUUAUAUUUUCAUUGGGUAAAAAAAACAAAAGAGAUGUUUGAUCCUAAAAUAAUAAGUUAUGAACAAAAGUAUACACAAUUAUAUAAACAAUAUGCAGAACUUCGGGAAUUAGAAAAUGUGGAACUUUUAAAAAGGAUGCAUGUAAUAGCAUUAACUACUACUGGUGCUGCCAAACAUAGAAUAAUGCUGGAAGGACUAGAAUCCCCAAUAGUCGUUGUUGAAGAAGCUGCUGAAGUUUUGGAAGCACACAUUGUUGCAUCUUUAACAAGUCAUUGUCAACAUCUAAUAUUAAUUGGUGACCACAAGCAACUACGUCCUAGUAAUGCAGUUUAUAAAUUGGCAAAAGAUUUUAAUUUUGAUAUUUCGUUGUUUGAACGUAUGGUCAAUAAUGAUGUACCUUGUUACACGUUAGGUGAACAACAUAGAAUGCGCCCUGAAAUAGCAUCUCUUAUAACUCCAUCAAUAUAUGAUGAAUUGAAGAACCAUAUUUCUGUUUACAAUAGAGAACAUAUUCGUGGUGUUGCAAAAGAUAUAUAUUUUCUGAAUCAUAAUAUGUAUGAAAACGAAGUUGAGGAAAUUUCAAGCAAAAGUAAUGAACAUGAAGCUAGAUUUUUAAUUAUGUUUGCCAGGCAUUUAAUAUUACAAGGAUAUAAAACUGAUCAAGUUACAAUUUUAACAACUUACAGUGGUCAAUUAUUUUUAAUUCGAUCGUAUUAUUUAUCAAAAUCUAUUUUCUGUAGAUCCUGCAUUUAUAAUCAUCCAUGUGAAAAAAUAUGUUUUAUGGAUUGCGGAAAGUGUACUGUGUCAAUGAUCAGAGAAUUACCAUGUGGUCACCAAAUGACAUUACAAUGUUAUGUAGAUGUUCUUACUUUUCCAUGUGAAGAAAUGGUAGAAACAGUACUAKAAAAAUGUGGUCAUAGAAUUACAAAAAAAUGUCAUGACCAAAAACCUAGUUGUUCAUAUAAAUGUAUGGAUCGAUUAGAUUGUGGUCAUGCUUGUGAAAAAAAUUGUCAUAAGGAUGAUGAUCCUGAUCAUGAAGAGUAUAAAUGCUUAAAGCCUUGUGAAAAUAUUAACAAAAAGUGCUCUUUAAAUCAUAAAUGUCAAAAGAUGUGUUAUGAAGAUUGUUUGUUAUGUACUGUUAAAGUAAAGAAAGUUUUGCUUUGUGAACACAUUAAGAAUGAUGUUCCUUGUGGAUUAAAUAUUGAUGAUAUUAAAUGUAUUCUACCAUGUGAUCGUACAUUAAAGUGUGACCAUAAGUGUCAAUCUAAAUGCUAUGAAAAAUGUAAGCCUUGUGAAAAUCAAGUAUCGAAAGUUAUUCCCGACUGUGGCCAUUCAAUCACAACGAAAUGUAAAACUGUACCAGUACGUAAGCUUUGUACUAAGAAAUGUGAAAGAAUUUUAGAAUGUGGGCAUUURUGUAAAAAGUUAUGUGCAGAUGAGUGUAUAAAUACAGACUGUGAAGAAAUAAUUUUGCAAAAAAGUAGUAAACUUGCUUGUGGUCAUAACAGUUUUUGGGUUUUAUGUCGCGAUAAAUAUAAAGAGUUCAGAAUGGAUGACCAAUAUCUACUUGAUAAGUGUCGUGAACCAUGUUUACGGAAAUUAAAUUGUAAAGAUAUUUGUAUGGGAACAUGUGGAGAAUGUAAACAGGGACGUUUACAUGUACCUUGUAGUGAGAUUUGCAACAAGAUAAACCCAUGCAAUCAUACAUGUAAAUUUCCGUGCAAGGAACGGUGUCCACCGUGUAAUCAGAAAUGCAUCUAUUCUUGUGUGCAUUCUAGAUGCAAUAAGGUGUGUGGUAAACCAUGUGUACCGUGCAAGGAAAAAUGUGAGUGGAAGUGUAAACAUUUGAAAUGCACCAGAAAAUGUUAUGAAAUAUGUAAUCGAAGACCUUGUUAUGAGUCUUGCACAUUAAAGUUGAAAUGUGGGCAUGAGUGUAUUGGUUAUUGUGGUGAACCAUGUCCUCCUUUAUGUCGCAUUUGUCAAGAAGACGAAGUUACAACAAUAGUUUUUGGCAAUGAAGAUGAACCAAACGCCAGGUUUAUUUAUUUAGAAGAUUGUGAACACAGUAUAGAGUCAGAUGCUUUAACAAAAUGGAUGAACCAAAACGAUGAAGAAAUAUGUUUGAAACAGUGUCCGCUGUGUAAAACACCAAUUUUAAAAACCCAACGUUUUAUGAACCAAGUAAAAGUUAUACUAGAUGAUGUAUCAAAAAUAAAAACAAAACAGUAUGGAGAAAUAGCUGAAAUUCGUAGCAAAACAAAAUCAGUUAUUAAAUCACUAAGAUCCUUGGAUACAAAUUUUAUUUCAAAUUAUGUUGGUAAUAAUAAUCGUAGUAUCAAACUAUUAUGGAAUACAUUUUACAAACCUUUAUUAAGAUCCUUGGGUAAUAAACGUUCAAAGUUCACUUUACCUGCCAAGGACAUUGAAUCAUUGAAUUUUGUCAUUGCUUUGUUUACAAAGAUUUCAACAUUUAAAAAUAGAAUUAAAGAAAUCAAAGAUGACCAAAAAAGACAAACUAUUAUUAAUCACUUUGAUUGGAUUAUUUCUGUUGCUUUCACUUAUGCCCAGCAAUUAUCAAAUCAGCAAAAAUGUGAUAUAGGCAUUGAAAUGGCACGUGGUUCAAGAAUUUUAAAUUUGUAUGAGAUCAUGUCUAAUACAAAAUAUCAGACGGCAGUUACAAUGCAAACUUCUGAUACAAAUGAAAUUAAAAAAAAAGUAGAAAACAUGGAGACAUUAUUAUUGUCAUGCAGCAUUUACACACCAAGCAGGGACCAGGAUAUACAGAAUUUAACAGAAGAAAUCCAACAAAAAAUUGACGAUCUUCCUUUAAUAACAGAUGAUGAAAGACGAAUGAUUCAUGCUGCUAUGUCCAUCAGUUUUUCAGGAGGCAUUAAAGCUCAGGGACAUUGGUGUAAAUGUCCAAAUGGUCACAUUUAUUGUGUUACAGAAUGUGGAGGGCCAAUGCAGAAGUCAAUUUGUCCUGAAUGCAAAGUAGAAAUUGGGGGAGACAGUCAUCGACAUGUUUCAGGGAUUACCGUAGCAUCAGAGAUGGAUGGCGCUAGAAACCUUCAGUUUCAGUAA
This is a messenger RNA of Diuraphis noxia (Russian wheat aphid), 5586 nucleotides long. Its product is annotated as NFX1-type zinc finger-containing protein 1-like. Gene Ontology annotation, biological process: regulatory ncRNA-mediated heterochromatin formation. The record is from RefSeq and is a predicted model, not a curated record. Gene Ontology annotation, cellular component: nucleus; nuclear RNA-directed RNA polymerase complex. Gene Ontology annotation, molecular function: helicase activity; zinc ion binding. NCBI's taxonomy places the organism in Eukaryota, Metazoa, Arthropoda, Insecta, Hemiptera, Aphididae.